ACAUAUUUCAGUUUGAAGGAUUCAUCUGUAAAGAUUUUGUCAAGUUGCUCAUGUGGUUUGUUCCUGCGUUCCAGAGGUCUAUGUGGACGAGCCAAUGACAGACAGCGCCCCACCCACCCCCUCUUCAACCACUGACCUCACUCCAAUGGAUCCACCAAUCAUCAACGUCACCCUGAUGGGCUCACCAAUCACAAAUGGCUCGCCCAAUUCACAGACCAAUUCCCAGUACUCACGUGGCUCGACUACCCAAUCAGAAUUCAGCAGCUCAGAUAUGAGCAUUCAGGUCCCUGAGGAUUAUGAGCGCCGUGUUUCAGACCCGUUCCUGGACAGCGGUCUGCAUCUGAGCCCCACGGCAGCCGAGGCCAAAGAGAGGGCCCAACACGGCAAGAAGAAAGCGCCCCCUAUGGACUGGAGCAAGAAACAGGAGAUCUUCAGCAACUUCUGAGAACCACACAGAACCACACAGAACCUUCACAACAAUGUUCUUAAGUACCUCAAGGUUGGUAAAGGUCUGGCACAGGGACACACCAUAACCAAUGUUGGCCGUGCGCAGUAGAUCAUCAGCCCGGAGACAAUUUCAUUGUGGGAAAUUAAUAGAAAAUGGCAGCCAAUGUUCUGUGGUGAGAAGCGAUAGGAGGACCCCCCGCUGCUGCUCGGCUGACGUUCGUUAUGGUGUGUCAUGUGACAGAGCUUCACCAGCCAAUGUUUUGUGGUGAGAGGCGAUAGGACGACCUCCCGCUGCUGCUCGGCUGCUCGUUAUGGUGUGUCAUGUGACAGAGCUUCACCAGCCAAUCAAGAUAAAAGGCUGCAGUGGCUCCGAAACAAUUCUGAGAAAAACACAGAAAGCCUCUGUCCCCGGCAGGAUCUGAACCCUGGUCUCCCACGGGACAAACCAUCAUCUUAACCAUUAGACAAAGAGGAAAUUCCCUGUGUGUCUGAGGGCCAACACUUAUUGUGAAGUCACAAGCGGGGCUCCCUCAUCACGUGACCAUGAGCAGCCAUGACCGUCCCAUAUCUGCUACACCUCCAUAUACCACUACUAUGGAUUAUUACAGUACCUUAGGAUGAGGAUAAAUCAUGUUGAAGUAUUUAGCCAGGAUAAUUGACUCAGUUCCACUUGUUUCCAUGGCUCUUGUUUCCAUGGCUCUAGUUUCCAUGGCUCUUGUUUCCAUGGCUCCUAAAGGUUUCUCAGAGCUGUGACUUUACUGAAAGUUUUUUUUUCCUUCUACAGCAACUAGUAAGAAACAUUCACUGGCCCAACCGCCACACACCGAACCCCACCUCUUCACCCUCCACAGAAAAACAGGGUGGAUUGUUUCCCAAAAGACUGAGAUGUGGGCCUGUAUCCACAAAGUGUCUCAAAGUAGGAGUACUGAUCUAGGAUCAGUUUUGAGGUUUUUUUUAUGUCAUAAUGAAUACAAUAAAUUGUAUAGGGAAGGAUCUGAUCCUAGUUUUAUUAGAUCUCACUGAGGUAAGAACGUCAGGACACCACAACAUCCGGGCCGGCUUACAGAUGUGACCCCUGUGGCCGAGUCUUCCUCUCACGGACCGGACUUCACGGUCACAGCAGAUGCUGCGCUAAGAUCUAACUCCAAGGCACAAUAAAGAACCCUUUUUGGUUCCAGAUAGAACCUCUUGUUCCAAAUAGAACUCUUGAAAGGCUGCUGUUUGGAACCUAAAGGGGUUAUCGUCUGACCUGACCUGGUUCUUACCUGGAACCUUUUCCAGAGGGUUCAACAGGGACAAAUGGUUCUACAUAGCCCUUUUGAGAGUAUAGAAGCGAGCUUCUCAGAUGUAUAAAUGAGGUACGUAGGAACCACAUCAGGUCAUAGACACGGACGUCUGAAUGAUGGACAGACUGAGGGGAUGAAUCAAAGUCCUCUGACCGUGAGAUGAAGAGACGCUGAGAAACAGAGACAAACGCUCAAAUGAGUGUGAUGGGCGUCACAGAGGUAGAGAAGGAAAGUCCAGGAUCUCAAUGGGAUUUUCAGAUGAAGAGAUACGAGUUACUGAAGUCCUUUGUAAUGAGGGAAGAGGAGACACAUUGGGAAUUGGGUGCAUUGCAUUGGGUUGACUGAACUCUACAGCAUAAAUGUUGCCUAGACUGCAGAGAGAGACUUGUGUCAAUGUGUAGGCCAACAAAUGCCUGAACGGUUAGCCAUUAAGAUAAAACCACUAUUUAUGUGAUUAUGACUGAUUUAUAUUAUUCUGUGAUAUUAUUAGCAAUUUGUUUACAAACUGUGUUCUUCUAGUAUUUAAAUAUUUGGUUUUUAUUCUGUCACAAUUUCCGGUUGGAAAGUAAGACACACCCAGCUAACUUUGUCUGUCUCUGCUGUCCAGAACAGAACUCUGAGUUGAAGGAAGAAAUGGGAGGAGCCGGGUUAAGCUCUAGAUUUGUUUAUAUUUUGUGUAAUUAUAUUAUUGUUUGUGGUUGAAUCCCACUUUCAUCGUCCUCAAACAUUCAUCUCUUUUUAGAGGAAUUCAUAAAUGGACCCAUUUUAGUUUGUUUGACUAGUUUGGUUACGAAGCUAAGCUAGUUUCAGUGCAGACCGAUGUCUCAGUGCCGGGAUUCAAUCAGAUCAGCGCUAGAUCUGCAGUGUAGCACGGAUGACAUUUAAAGGUAAUUGACAAUGGAGCCGACAUGUGCAGAAUUUGCCGUGAAUGCGGUCUUCUGCGAUCGCGGGAACUUUCCCUUUAAAAGGUGAAUAGUGAAUCCCGGCCUUACUUUUAAUGUGAUCAUCUCUCCAGUUGUAGAUUUGUAUCUAAUGUAACUAAGUUACUUUUAAUGUGAUCAUCUCUCCAGUUGUAGAUUUGUAUCUAAUGUAACUAAGUUACUUUUAAUGUGAUCAUCUCUCCAGUUGUAGAUUUGUAUCUAAUGUAACUAAGUUACUUUUAAUGUGAUCAUCUCUCCAGUUGUAGAUUUGUAUCUAAUGUAACUGAGUUACUUUUAAAUGUGAUCAUCUCUCCAGUUGUAAAUAUGAAUCUACUGUAACCAAGGCUAUUAUAUGAACACAAAGUGGACUGGACAUUAAUAUGAAAUAAAAUGACAAAAUAAAUGUUUAACACUGUCGUUCUGUAUUGCUGUAGAUGAGCAGUGGUAUGGUUUCUCUUUUGUUGCACCAUCUCUUCACAAUCAAUAUGAUCUAGAAUAAUUCU
Molecule: messenger RNA, 3156 nt
Organism: Oncorhynchus mykiss (rainbow trout)
Lineage: Eukaryota; Metazoa; Chordata; Actinopteri; Salmoniformes; Salmonidae
Source: RefSeq, a predicted model, not a curated record